Xyrichtys novacula (pearly razorfish) is the source of this 363-nucleotide messenger RNA. NCBI's taxonomy places the organism in Eukaryota, Metazoa, Chordata, Actinopteri, Labriformes, Labridae. The record is from the annotation of a GenBank genome assembly.
AUGUUCCGACAUAGCGUGCAACACGCGCACACAUACGCAUGCAGACAGAACAACAUCAGACUGCUUGUGGACAAGUGGCUGAAUCUUCCUGACAGGCCUGUCUGGAAGGGAAAUAAAGGAGACGGUGGGAGCAGAGAUGGAGAGGGAUGGAACGUGAGAGAGGAGGAGAUGGGGUGGAGACAUGAUAAGAGUGAAAGAUGGUGGAAAGAGGAGGAGGGAGAGGGGAAGGGAGAAGAGAAGGAGGGGAAAGAAGGAAGAGUCGCAUUGUCACAUGAGGGAAGGGGAGUUGCAGUUGGCAGACAGCAGCUGGAGGGUAUGAUCAACUCAGCUGACACAUCGGUUUAUAUCAGCGCAGAGUGGUAG